GUAAGGUUCAGAGGCGACUUUUUUUGUUAUCUGGGACAGAAGUAUGCAGCAAUGUGUUAGCCGACCGGCCCAGUUUAGGAGGUAUCUUCCGAUUCUUAGAAAUUGUGCGUAUAUUCAUCAAGGUUUGGGCGCAGCAGACUCGCAACGGCCCGGCACCUCAGCAUGACCGACCCCGCAGUGAAGAGGGUGGUGAGCGACAUCAUCCGCUCCCCCGAGGACAAGAGGGUCUACAGGGGGCUGGAGUUCACCAAUGGCCUGAAGGCCGUCCUCAUCAGUGACCCCACCACAGACAAAUCCUCAGCCGCACUCGAUGUCCACAUAGGUUCCCUCUCGGACCCACCCAACAUCUCGGGACUGGCCCACUUCUGCGAGCACAUGCUGUUCUUGGGCACGGAGAAGUACCCCAAGGAGAAUGAGUACAGCCAGUUUCUCAGCGAGCACGCCGGCAGCUCCAACGCCUUCACCAGCGGGGAGCACACAAACUACUACUUCGACGUGUCCCACGAGCACCUGCAGGGGGCGCUGGACAGAUUUGCACAGUUUUUCCUCUGCCCACUGUUUGACGAAAGCUGCAAGGACCGGGAGGUGAAUGCUGUCGACUCUGAGCACGAAAAAAACCUGAUGAAUGAUGCCUGGAGGCUCUUCCAGCUGGAGAAGGCCACUGGGAACCCCAACCAUCCCUUCAGCAAAUUUGGGACAGGAAAUAAGUUGACUCUCGAGACCAGGCCAACGAAAGAGGGGAUUGAUGUUCGUCAGGAGCUGCUCAAAUUCCACUCAACAUAUUACUCAUCCAACCUGAUGGGACUGUGUGUUCUGGGCAGAGAGUCCCUAGAUGAGCUGACCUCCAUGGUAGUCAAACUGUUUGGCGAGGUGGAGAACAAGACUGUCCCCAUCCCAGAGUUCCCCGAGCACCCGUUCCAGGAAGAGCACCUCAGGCAAUUUUACAAAGUGGUGCCUAUCAAGGAUAUCAGGAACCUAUACGUCACCUUCCCCAUCCCAGACCUGCAGAAGUACUACAAAUCCAAUCCAGGCCACUAUCUGGGCCAUCUGAUUGGCCAUGAGGGCCCAGGAAGUCUACUGUCCGAGCUGAAGGCCAAAGGCUGGGUAAACACACUGGUUGGAGGUCAGAAGGAGGGAGCCAGGGGAUUCAUGUUCUUUAUCAUCAACGUGGAUCUGACCGAAGAAGGACUCUUGCACGUUGAAGACAUCAUCCUCCACAUGUUCCAGUACAUCCAGAAACUACGGACUGAAGGUCCACAGGAGUGGGUCUUCCAGGAGUGUAAGGACUUGAACACAGUGGCCUUCCGUUUUAAAGACAAGGAGAGACCUCGUGGAUACACCUCUAAAGUGGCCGGUUUACUGCAUUACUACCCCCUGGAGGAGGUACUGGCGGCAGAGUAUUUGCUGGAGGACUUCAGGCCGGACCUGAUUGAGAUGGUGCUGGAGAAGCUGAGGCCAGAGAAUGUCAGAGUCGCAGUAGUCUCAAAGUCAUUUGAAGGACAGACAGAGAAGACGGAAGAAUGGUACGGCACGCAGUACAAGCAGGAGGCCAUUUCUGAUGAGGUCAUCAAGAAAUGGCAAAACGCAGACCUGAAUGGCAAGUUUAAACUGCCCAUGAGGAAUGAGUUCAUCCCCACCAACUUUGAGAUCUACCCUCUGGAGAAAGAGUCUCCAUCCUUUCCCACCCUCAUAAAGGACACAGCCAUGAGCAAAGUGUGGUUCAAACAGGACGACAAAUUUUUCCUGCCCAAAGCCUGCCUGAACUUUGAGUUCUUCAGCCCGUUUGCUUAUGUGGACCCAUUGCAUUGUAACAUGGCCUAUUUGUACCUUGAGCUGCUCAAGGACUCCCUGAACGAAUAUGCAUAUGCAGCCGAGCUAGCUGGCUUGAACUAUGACCUGCAAAAUACCAUCUAUGGGAUGUAUUUGUCUGUGAAGGGCUACAAUGACAAACAGCAUAUCCUGCUGAAGAAGAUCAUUGAGAAAAUGGCCACCUUCGAGAUAGAUGAGAAACGCUUCGACAUCAUCAAAGAAGCGUAUAUGAGAUCACUGAACAACUUCCGGGCGGAGCAGCCACACCAGCACGCUAUGUACUACCUGCGUCUGCUGAUGACCGAGGUGGCCUGGACUAAGGACGAGCUGAAGGAAGCACUGGAUGAUGUCACUCUCCCUCGCCUCAAGGCCUUCAUACCUCAGUUGUUGUCACGGUUACACAUCGAAGCCCUUAUCCAUGGCAAUAUCACCAAACAGUCUGCUCUCGGUAUGAUGCAGAUGGUCGAGGACACGCUCAUCGAGCACGCCCACACCAAGCCCCUCCUCCCGAGCCAGCUCAUUCGCUACAGGGAGGUGCAGGUCCCUGAUGGGGGUUGGUAUGUUUACCAGCAAAGGAAUGAGGUUCACAACAACUGUGGCAUUGAGAUCUACUACCAGACAGACAUGCAGAAUACCCACGACAACAUGUUGCUGGAGCUCUUCUGCCAGAUCAUAUCUGAGCCCUGUUUCAACACACUGCGCACCAAAGAGCAGCUGGGUUACAUCGUGUUCAGCGGGCCGCGGCGGGCCAAUGGCGUGCAGGGCCUGCGCUUCAUCAUCCAAUCGGAGAAGGCGCCCCACUACCUGGAGAGCCGGGUGGAGGCCUUCCUGUGGACGAUGGAGAAGUGCGUGGAGGAGAUGAGCGACGAGGCUUUCCAGAAGCACGUCCAGGCCCUGGCCAUCCGCCGCCUGGACAAGCCCAAGAAGCUGGCCGCCGAGUGCGCCAAAUACUGGGGCGAGAUCAUCUCCCAGCAGUACAACUUCGACAGAGAUAAUAUUGAAGUAGCCUAUCUGAAGACGUUGACGAAGGAAAACAUAAUGCAGUUUUACAGGGAUCUGCUGGCUGUGGACGCCCCGAAGAGACACAAAGUGUCCGUCCACGUGCUGUCCCGUGAAAUGGACUCAUGCCCUGUAGUGGGGGAGUUCCCGUGCCAAAAUGAUGUCAACCUAGCCCCCGCCCCCUCCCUGCCUCAGCCCAUACUGGUGCAGGACAUGACCGAGUUCAAGAGGAGUCUGCCCCUCUUCCCACUGGCCAAGCCGCACAUCAACUUCAUGGCUGCCAAACUGUGAGAGGCCGAGCCACAGACAAGGGGGGCCCCGCCCCGCGGCAACUGGAACCCUGUGGA
Megalops cyprinoides (Indo-Pacific tarpon) is the source of this 3155-nucleotide messenger RNA. RefSeq names its product insulin-degrading enzyme (gene ide). Gene Ontology annotation, molecular function: metal ion binding; metalloendopeptidase activity. Gene Ontology annotation, biological process: peptide catabolic process. The coding region runs from base 163 to 3099 and encodes 978 amino acids. Gene Ontology annotation, cellular component: cytosol; peroxisomal matrix; mitochondrion. The transcript has 25 exons. The record is from RefSeq and is a predicted model, not a curated record. Lineage: Eukaryota; Metazoa; Chordata; Actinopteri; Elopiformes; Megalopidae.